Molecule: messenger RNA, 309 nt
Organism: Colletotrichum lupini
Lineage: Eukaryota; Fungi; Ascomycota; Sordariomycetes; Glomerellales; Glomerellaceae
Exons: 4
Coding region: 1-309 (102 amino acids)
Source: RefSeq, a predicted model, not a curated record
AUGGACAUCUGGGUCUUCCCUCCAUUGCGACCUCCAAAGCACCUUAGCAAUUCGAUGAUGUCAUCUCACAGAUACACGUUGCGGAAACGACUUCCUUUGGCGACGGUUAAAGGCCUUUCUAGCCGCACACUAGGGCGGUAUCAGCGCAAUAGACAUACGAAAUUGCUUGCAAAGCACCGCAACCAAAUGACUAACGCUACCACAAGCGGCAAGCGGACAACUGCCACUCCAGCCGCAUCCGUGGCUAGAGACCGAAGCAACAUUAACGAAGAUAGCUAUGCCAUGUCGCCUAUCGGGGUGAGAAUGUAG